CUUUCGACAGCAUCCAGUGCGCGCCACCACCUGAGCCUGGCAAGAGCUGGGGCACACGCAGUCCUCAGCCUGCUUCUUUUCAUGUCUGGAGAGACUUGACUCAAAGCGGGUCUGUCCGACGCCCCCAUCCUACCCACUAACGGGAGAACUCUUCUACUUUAUUUUGUUUGAAAAAUCCGGGACAUCUCUUUAUUUAUUUCUGAGUCUCCCCGGAGGAGGCCGGGGGGGGGGGGAGGUCUGCUUGGCCCGCCGAGCCUGGGGAGGAGGAUGGCACUUAAGAGGAUGGGACUGGGUGUAGCCUGGAAUUCUCAGCCCUCCUGUUUUGAGCUGGCGCUCAGAAUCUCCAGGCGCUAGCGCCACUGUCACCGCCGCUCCCCACGCCAUCCCGUCGUUGGCUUCGGGGAUCGGGUGAGUGGGGUCAUGGCGAGACGCAGGGACCGCUCCCAGCCCCGCCCGUUCUGAGCCGGGACGCGGUAGUGUCGCGUGUCGCCCCCCAGGCCAGGAGAAGGCGGGGAGUGGGGAGGACGUCCCGGGUAGGGCGGGGUGGGGGCGGCUCAGAGGCCGCCAAGCUGGGGGGCUCUCCGGGCAGGGGCGGCCGCAGGCAGGAGGGCGUGUCUCCAGCCAGAGGGGACCCUCCCGAGGCGCGGCACGGGACUCCCCGAUGGUGGUGCCUCGGUUCCAGGAGAGCUCAGGGUCUUGCCUCCGCCGCCGCCGCCGCCGCCGCCGAGGGCGCCACCACCACCACCGCCGCCGCCGCCGCCGCCGUCGCCCGAGCCCGCGCCCAGCGAGCGCCUCGCCCUCCUCCUGCGCCCGCUCUGCUCUAGGAUGCUGCGGCAGGUUCUGCACAGGGGUUUGAGGACGUGUUUCUCCCGGCUUGGCCACUUCAUUGCCAGUCACCCGGUUUUCUUCGCUUCGGCGCCGGUGCUCAUCUCCAUCCUGCUAGGCGCCAGCUUCAGCCGCUACCAGGUCGAAGAGAGCGUGGAGCACCUGCUAGCGCCACAGCACAGCCUUGCCAAGAUCGAGCGCAACCUAGUCAACAGCCUCUUCCCGGUCAAUCGCUCCAAGCACCGGCUCUACUCGGACUUGCAGACCCCUGGGCGCUACGGCCGGGUCAUCGUCACCUCCUUUCAGAAAGCCAACAUGCUGGACCAGCAUCACACGGACCUGAUCUUAAAGUUGCAUACUGCUGUAACCAAGAUCCAGGUUCCAAGGCCUGGCUUUAAUUAUACAUUUGCCCACAUAUGUGUCCUGAACAAUGAUAAGACUUGCAUUGUGGAUGACAUAGUACACGUCCUAGAAGAGCUAAAGAAUGCUCGGGCCACCAAUCGGACCAAUUUUGCUAUCACAUAUCCGAUAACUCACUUAAAGGAUGGAAGGGCUGUCUAUAAUGGCCACCAACUUGGAGGUGUCACUGUACACAGCAAGGACCGGGUGAAAUCUGCGGAGGCCAUUCAGCUCACCUAUUAUCUACAGUCAAUCAACAGUCUCAAUGACAUGGUAGCUGAGAGGUGGGAGUCCAGUUUCUGCGACACUGUCAAACUAUUCCAGAAAUCCAACAGCAAAGUCAAAAUAUUCCCGUACACAUCCGCAUCACUGAGGGAAGAUUUCCAGAAGACCAGCCGUGUAUCAGAACGUUACCUGGUCACCAGUCUGAUCCUGGUAGUCACCAUGGCCAUCCUCUGCUGCUCUAUGCAGGACUGUGUCCGCAGCAAACCCUGGCUAGGCCUACUCGGGUUGGUGACCAUAAGCCUAGCCACUCUCACUGCAGCUGGAAUCAUCAAUCUUACUGGUGGGAAAUAUAAUUCCACCUUCCUGGGACUCCCUUUUGUUAUGCUAGGUCAUGGAUUAUACGGGACUUUUGAAAUGUUAUCCUCGUGGAGGAAAACUAGAGAGGACCAACAUGUUAAAGAGCGAACUGCAGAAGUCUAUGCAGACUCCAUGCUCUCCUUCUCUCUCACCACUGCCAUGUACUUGGUCACCUUUGGCAUAGGGGCCAGCCCUUUCACGAACAUUGAGGCAGCCAGGAUUUUCUGCUGCAAUUCCUGUAUUGCGAUCCUCUUCAACUACCUCUAUGUACUCUCAUUUUAUGGUUCCAGCCUUGUGUUCACUGGCUACAUAGAAAACAAUUACCAGCAUAGUAUAUUCUGUAGAAAAGUUCCAAAGCCUGAGGUAUUGCAGGAGAAGCCAGCAUGGUAUAGGUUUCUUCUGACAGCUAGAUUCAGUGAGGACACAGCUGAAGGUGAGGAAGCAAACACUUAUGAGAGUCACCUAUUGGUAUGUUUCCUCAAACGCUAUUACUGUGACUGGAUAACCAACACCUAUGUCAAGCCUUUUGUAGUCCUCUUUUACCUUAUUUAUAUUUCCUUUGCCUUAAUGGGCUAUCUGCAGGUCAGUGAAGGGUCAGACCUUCGUAACAUCGUAGCAACUGCAACACAAACCAUUGAGUAUACUACUGCCCAGCAAAAGUACUUCAACAACUACAGUCCUGUUAUCGGGUUUUACAUAUACGAGUCCAUAGAAUAUUGGAACUCUAGUGUCCAAGAAGACAUUCUAGAAUACACUAAAGGUUUUGUGCGGAUAUCCUGGUUUGAAAGCUAUUUAAAUUAUCUUCGGAAACUCAAUGUGUCCACUGACUUGCCUAAGAAAAAUUUCACAGACAUGUUGAGGAAUUCCUUCCUGAAAACUCCUCAAUUUUCACAUUUUCAAGAGGACAUCAUCUUCUCUAAAAAGUACAAUGAUGAGGUUGAUGUAGUGGCCUCUAGAAUGUUUUUGGUGGCCAAGACCAUGGAAACGAACAGAGAAGAACUCUAUGAUCUCUUGGAGACUCUGAGGAGGCUUUCUGUGACCUCCAAGGUAAAGUUUAUUGUCUUUAAUCCAUCUUUUGUGUACAUGGAUCGAUAUGCCUCCUCUCUGGGAGCCCCCCUGCACAACUCCUGCAUCAGUGCUUUGUUCCUGCUCUUCUUCUCGGCAUUCCUGGUGGCAAAUUCACUGAUUAAUGUCUGGAUCACUCUAACAGUUGUGUCUGUGGAAUUUGGAGUGAUAGGCUUCAUGACAUUAUGGAAAGUAAAACUGGACUGCAUUUCUGUGCUAUGCUUAAUUUAUGGAAUUAAUUACACAAUUGACAACUGUGCUCCACUGUUAUCCACAUUUGUUCUGGGCAAAGAAUUAACAAGAACUAAAUGGGUCAAAAAUGCCCUGGAAGUGCAUGGAGUAGCUAUUUUGCAGAGUUACCUCUGUUAUAUUGUUGGUCUAUUUCCUCUCGCAGCUGUGCCUUCAAAUCUGACCUGUACACUGUUCAGGUGCUUGUUUUUAAUAACAUUUGUCACCUUCUUUCACUGCUUUGCCAUUUUACCUGUGAUACUGACUUUCCUGCCACCCUCUAAGAAAAAAAGGAAAGAGAAGAAAAAUCCUGAAAACCGGGAGGAAAUUGAAUGCGUGGAAAUGGUGGAUAUUGAUAGCACUCGAGUGGUUGACCAAAUUACCACAGUGUGAUAGGAUCUGCUUCAUAUUUUCACCCUAGGUCUUACCAAGAACAAAAAGCUUGUGUUGAUGAAACAGUUAAAGUCAAAGAUGCUCCCAUUUGAAAAGAAUAACAAGCAGACACUGAAAAAAAGUAAAAGACAAGGAUAACAGGCAUCUUCAAAAGUUAUUAAAGCAAAUGGGUUGCUAUGAAAAAAAUACAUACACACACCACUUGUAAUAUUUUAAAUAAUAUCAAACAAAGGAAAGAUUAUUAUUAAUAAGCAGGAUCCCAUUUUACAUACACUGCACAUGUUACUGGUGUUGUAAUAAAAUGCAACUGAUUGCAAAGUCAGCUAUUAUAACAAAAAUAGCUUUAAGCAUUGUUCAAAAAACAAGGCUUUCUAAACAUUUUCAGAGCAGUAACUCUACUUAGGUUCUGUCAUUUGAGGUCUUUAUUGUCUCAUCUAGUACCUAAACACUGAAGGAGAUUCUGUGAAAGUUUUGAUCAGCAAGAGGAAGCCAGAACUUCUGAAGCAGAUGUGGUAGAUUGAACAUCAUCCACAAAUUGAAAUUGAGCCACCUCCAAAUUCACUUAGGUGAGCCAAGUUUUUUUUUUUUCUGUUGAAUGAACUUGUCAUAUUCCUCCACUGUUAUACCGUUAACACCUGUAUAUUUUAGUUAAUGCACCCAGAAAUCAAUGACAGCUCCAGCAGUACAAAAUUGGGGCAAUUCUAUUUUAGAGUAUCUUGUUACUUGUCAUCAAAUUGGCCUACUUUAUUAGUUACAGCUCUUGGCAGGGACCUCUGCAAAUCCACAGGGGCAAGCCCAAAUAUCUGGCAUGAUGGAGGAAAAGUAGGUGUCUAAUUGAACCUAUGAAAAGCCAGCUGGUACAGCUGUUUUUUGGUUUGGCCCUAUGUGCACUUUUGCAUUGAUGUCCAGAAACAACAUCUGCCCGUAUAUAUGAUGAAAUGAAAAUAAACACUAAAAUGUUUAUUUGCUAUUAGAUGAUUUCUACUUGAGUUAGUGAAGCAAAUGAAGAUCUUUGGUAAGUCUAAGACCUGGUGAUGAGAAACUUUAUAAAAGUGCUGGGAGAUAAAGGACUCAAAGGAAAAUAGGUGGAAUUUCCUGGAUAACAGUAAUAACCAGUACAAACCUAUCCAUAAUAGCAGCCAAGUUUAGUUUCCCCACUAAACUACCCAUACCUCACCUCCCUUAAAAUGUCUUUUUUUUCUAUUUUUUUUCAUCACAAGGCACUCUGUACAUUAACAUGCCCAGAUACGUAUACAGUUGAGCAGUUGCAUCUAAAAGGGCAAUGAUUCAUAGAUCUAAAGAAAGACAGUUUGAUCUGAAGGGGAAAUGUAUGUUACCCUCAGACCCCUGUAUUUCUUUAAAUCCAUAAAAAUGAAGCCAAACCCUGGAUUACGUUUAAGGCAAAUAGCUGCAAUGUCUUUCCUUUUUUAGAGAUACAGCUUUUUUAGCCAUCCACAGUAGUAAGCAUUUCCAAAAGACAUACUACCUUUCAAGACCUUAGCAGACAUAUUACAACAUUCCCUCUUCCUCAACAGAGGGGAAACAGGCCUUGAAGAAUGAAAUUACCCAGGUUGCACUACUAGAGAAGUUCCAUCAUUUCAGCAUGGCAGAGACAGAGCAGGCAACUGCAAAUUUUCCCAUAAGGCAGCUACUACCCCUUCCAAACACAUACAUAAGGUGAGAACAUAAGGCUUCAUUGGCCAUGAAACAAACAUUUUAUUUUUAUGUCUGAAAAAUAAAAACACUUUGGAAUUUAGGUUGGCUACUAUCCUUCUAAACAGCAAAAAUGCCCAAAUGAUUGUGAUGUAACCACACCAAAUGGUAAUCUGUGCUUUCGUUCUCAUGUGCUUUUAUCCACAAUGUUCUAACAAUUAUGGUGGAGAUUAUAGCUAGUGCAUCACACACUUGCUCAGUCUCCCUUGCAAACACACUAAGCAGUCAUACCAAUGUGUUAUUCACUGAACAAGAAGAUGAGGAGCUUUAAAAUCUAAAGACAAGUACAUUCUUCACAAAAAGGCAAGUGUGCAUACUAGAUGUUCAAUCAAGUCUCUCUUAUGGGCCUACAACUAGGCUAUUAUUUAUAAAAGACAACUGAAGAGGAAUUAUAUGCUGCUAAACCAUUUUCUGGACAGUGCAUUCUAAACCUGCUCUUGACUUAGUGUCAACCAUGUGAAACACCUCAGCAUAGUAAAUUCACAAAACUGACCUAACACAUGCACCGAUUAAAUGGAUUUUGUCGAGAAUUUAAUCAUCAGUUUGGUCAACCAGAUGACUUUCUAUGGAACUUUGUUUUAUGACAGGUAGUAGUUUUCCAACUUGAUUGAGUCUCUGUAUCUUGAGGUGUAUUUUUAAAUGGAGGACAUUUUCAAACAGUGUCUAUAGAAGACACUGUAGAAAUAUCUAAAAAAACAAGUCAUCAUAAAAUUUUGUUUUUGAAAUUGCUGAAAGGGAAGAAAUUAUCUCAGCAAAAAAGACUUCUUCAUUUAAUUAAUUCCAACCAAGACAUUAAUGUCCACUUUACCAAAGAAACACAUUUGGUUGGUUUUAAGUUAGUGUUUGGUGUCUGUUUACCAAAGAUAAUGUUCCAUUCAUCAAAACUAUUUAUCCUGGUCAACUAAAAUACUGUGAUAUUUAGGCCUUCAGAAGAAAAAUUUUUAAAAAGCCAAGGUAAGAGUAAUGCUAUUCUCUAAUAAGAAAGAUGAUAUUCUCUCAUUCAGUGGAAUUCAGCAGAUAUAAAUUUACAAGGGAUUUGGGGUUUAUAAAAAAGAAAAUAACUGAAAUUGGAUAUUAUUCAGACAUACAGUAACGUUCUAACAAGUACGAUGAUGCACAAGCAAAAAAGCGGAGUUUGUUCCAGAUAAAAUGUAAAAACAAACCUUCAUGAAAAUUUCUGUACAUUGUUCCUGCUAAUAACUCUGUGUGUGUGUAUGUGUGUGUGUGUGUGUGUGUUCAUUUUGGGUUGGGUUGAUUUGGGUUAUUUGAUUAAUGGGUUGGCUGGGUUUUAUUUUUAAUAGUGAAGGGGUUGUCUUCGUUUUGGUUUUGUUUAGUUUGUAGUUUUUGUUCAUGUGGCUUCUGCUUCUCUUACCACUUUCAACUCUAUAUUUUCAGUUAGAAAUGAGAUCAUUAGAGGCCUCCUACAUGGCCACAGUUUUUCAUGCAAUGUACUGCUCUGAAAGACCUUCAAGAAACUGUUUAUUUUAAAUAACCACUGCCCAACUGUCUGUGGCAUUCUAAGACUAUGACAUUACCUUCCUCCAGCCCCAGCAACAGAUCUUGGCUGUGUCCCUCAUCAGAACAGGUAAAAUGGAGAGUCGCCUUUGGGGUGUGGUAUGGUAUGAGGCAAAGCCUCUUGAAUACAAAUGGUAUCCUCAUCAUAAUGGCUUUAUUCCUUUGGAUCCUAUUAAAGUAUCCUUGCAGCUUGUACCUGUGCUUGAUCUCUGUGAAUCUCUGUUUCUUCUUCUGUACAAUGGGGAUAAUAACAGUAAAUAUCUUUAAAUUCAACAAAUUUUGAGUGCCUAAUAUUACCCGUACAUUGUUCUAAAGACUGGGAGCACACAAGCAAGCAAAUCAGAUAAAGCAUCAUCUUGCCUUGGAGACUCUUAAGCUUGAGUGAUGUUGUAAGCUGUCUGUGAGGACUGUGAUGGUGUUUGGGGCAAAAAGAGGGAACUCAAGACAUUAUUAUCUUUAAUUUGCCAAAUUCACACUAUAGAACUAGGACUCAGGAUAUAAACCUACAAAUUAUAUCUAUGCCCAAGAUUAGAUCUAUAUAAAAAUUCAAUGGGUGACCACAGAAGGCUGUUACUUCUUGGUCUUAUGAACUCACAUUAAAACUAGGCUGGGUUACCUACCAUGUGUUUGUAAUGCACUUACAAACCUGGAUUUUCAGGUUGGACUACAAGCUUUAAAAUUGGAUAUAGAUACUUGGUGAGGACCAGGAGAAUAUCACUUCUUACUCUUUAUUUCUGGUUGGUAUGAUGACAUUUGAACAUUCCUUUUGGAGUGAUUUGCUUUUAAGUAUGUACUAAAUGAAAAGCACCGUCUA
This is a messenger RNA of Meriones unguiculatus (Mongolian gerbil), 7534 nucleotides long. It is a transcript of the gene Ptchd1, whose product is annotated as patched domain containing 1. Gene Ontology annotation, cellular component: plasma membrane; synapse. The coding region runs from base 826 to 3492 and encodes 888 amino acids. The record is from RefSeq and is a predicted model, not a curated record. The transcript is spliced from 3 exons. Gene Ontology annotation, biological process: cognition; chemical synaptic transmission. Lineage: Eukaryota; Metazoa; Chordata; Mammalia; Rodentia; Muridae.